Molecule: messenger RNA, 1581 nt
Organism: Lingula anatina
Lineage: Eukaryota; Metazoa; Brachiopoda; Lingulata; Lingulida; Lingulidae
Product: potassium voltage-gated channel protein Shaw-like
Biological process (GO): action potential; potassium ion transmembrane transport; protein homooligomerization
Cellular component (GO): membrane; voltage-gated potassium channel complex
Molecular function (GO): voltage-gated potassium channel activity; protein binding
Source: RefSeq, a predicted model, not a curated record
AUGAUUCGAUCUGUUUCGAAGACAGACGACGACAACCAGUACACGGACGCCACGGCGGUAAGAAUAACGGAUAAAGACUUUUCUGAGAUGGAAACUGCUAUUUUGGAGACCAUCGAGCUCGGAUCGGAAACCAAUUCCGAAAUAACUACAGAGAAUAGUAGCGCAAUAUCCGCCGCAGAUCUAAGGCCAAAGAUUACCGGGAACGAAAUCAAUAUGAAGCUAAAACCAAAGAAAAACUGCAACGGAAAGCGGGUCACCAUCAACGUCGCCGGGACGAAGUUCUUGGUCAGUUGGGACACUUUGGCCAAAGUUCCCAACACACGGCUUAGCCGAUUGACCAUGUAUGAUGUAGAUCCAGAUGAGGACGAGAUAUUUUUCGAGAGGGAUCCUACGUUCUUUCCGUCCAUUCUCGGUCUCUACUACACUGGUCAGCUUCAUUUCUUGCACAGUCUCUGUGGGCCUGCGAUCCUUACGGAGCUCGCCUACUGGGAGAUACCGGCCACCGCCCUCUCCCCGUGUUGUAAGGAAGCGUGUUUUGUCACAGAAGAAAAGCGACAAGAAAAUCAGAAACUUGCGGAUGAAUUCGGACUGUCAGAACAGACAAGUUACGAAGACGACAAGAGAUGUUGUGGCACAUGGAGACUGAAGCUAAGAAGAUUUUUGGAAGAUCCUCAGUCUUCGACUGGGGCGAAGAUCUGGCUGUUCCUGGCUCUCUUAGCAACAGUCUUCAGUUUCGCCAGCGAAGCCAUUUCCUCAGUGGAGGAAUACAGAACCCCCUUAGACUACGACCCGGCCGUUAACAACUCCACUUUCCGCGAGAUGAUUACAGCUGAUUUAAGCGACAAAGAACUGAUGCGCCUUAUCACUAACGACAACGCUGUUAACAACAUCCUCCGCGAUCUAGCGCAGUUCUUUUUCACCCUGGACAUUAUAUUGAGAAUGGUCGCUUCUCCCAGCAGAUGGCGCUACUUCAAGUCCGUGUUGAAUGUCGUGGACUGCGUGUGGCUGGUGUCUUCCUGGGUGCUCUAUGCCUUCGUCCACUUGUACUGCGCCGAGUGCUGGUGGACAAUGUCCACUCUGGCGUUCCGCACGAUAUUCUGGCUGUACUUCAUCAACAAUAGCCUGCGCGUCUUCCGCGUGGUGCGCAUCGGAUACCUCUUCAUGCCACUGAAGGUGAUUUUUCUCACAAUUAAGGCAAGCAUAGCAGAAAUCGUAACUCUCCUUUUUCUGCUAAUCCUUGGAGCGCUGAUCUUCGGUCCCUUGAUAUAUCUAGUUGAAGUUUCCAAUGACAAAUCAUCCAUGCAUAACAUUCCUAUUGGCUACUGGUGGGCAGUUGUUACCAUGACGACUGUUGGCUAUGGCGAUCGGUAUCCAUCGGAGUUGUUCGGCUACGCUGUCGGAAUUGUCUGCGUCACGGUUGGUUUGGGAUUCAGCGGGCUGCCAAUAUCAGUGAUAAGCGCCAAUUUUAGCAGGUACCAGGCCUUUGCGGCAUACAUAAAGGCGAAAAAAUCCCAGUCACGGGGCAGUUCUCAGGAGUCGGCGUCAAAUGCCAUUUCACCUGAACUGACAUGCAAAGGAUAG